CUCAUUCAUUCAUUCAUUCAUUAAAUCCUGCAAGGACAAUUUGAGUGACAGAUCUGAAUAGAGAUGGCAGAGCAUUUUGCAAAUCAGGGAAAGGAAUAUGCAGAUUCAAGGCCAACUUAUCCACCACAACUCUUCCAAUUCAUUGCUUCUAAAACUCCCUCUCACCACCUCGCUUGGGAUGUUGCCACCGGAACUGGUCAAGCUGCCAAAUCUUUAGCUACACUGUACGAGAAUGUGAUAGCCACAGAUGCUAGUGAGAAACAACUUGAAUUUGCAGCCAAGCUUCCUAAUAUACGAUACCAACACACCCCAUCAACAAUGUCCAUGACUGAGCUUGAACAAUUGGUGUCACCUCAAGGAACCAUAGACCUUGUGACCAUUGCUCAAGCCCUUCACUGGCUUGAUCUAUCAACCUUCUACAAACAAGUCAAUUGGGUUCUCAAGAAACCUCAUGGUGUUAUUGCUAUUUGGUGUUACACUUCACCAAGUAUUAAUGAUGCAGUUGAUGCUUUACAUCAUACGUUAUAUUCUUUUGAUGCGAGACCUCAUUGGGAUCCAAGACGCGAAUUACUUGAGGAUAAUUAUAGAAACAUUGAUUUUCCGUUUGAGCCUGUGGAAGGAGUUGAUCACACAGGACCAUUUGAGUUUGAGGCGGAGACUGUGAUGGAUGUUGAUGAUUUCUUGAAUUAUAUAAGAUCGAGGUCAGGUUAUCAGAUAUCAAAGAAUAAAGGGGUUGAGCUUCUUAAGGAUGAUGUUGUUGAAAAAUUCAAACUUGCUUGGGGAGAAGAUGGUAAAAAGAUUGCCAAGUUUCAAGUAUAUUUGAGAAUUGGAAGAGUAAGAGAUGCUUGAAAAUAUGCAAAUGAUUGUUCUCGUUAGUGUGAUCAGAAACAUAUGUUAAGUGGUUCUGUUAAUUUGAUGUCCCUCCUUAUAAUAAGGAUCAAGUUCUAAUGUUA
Messenger RNA from Trifolium pratense (red clover), 953 nucleotides. RefSeq names its product putative methyltransferase DDB_G0268948. The record is from RefSeq and is a predicted model, not a curated record. The transcript is spliced from 2 exons. Gene Ontology annotation, molecular function: S-adenosylmethionine-dependent methyltransferase activity. The coding region runs from base 64 to 849 and encodes 261 amino acids. NCBI's taxonomy places the organism in Eukaryota, Viridiplantae, Streptophyta, Magnoliopsida, Fabales, Fabaceae.